Molecule: messenger RNA, 1710 nt
Organism: Solanum dulcamara
Lineage: Eukaryota; Viridiplantae; Streptophyta; Magnoliopsida; Solanales; Solanaceae
Exons: 7
Coding region: 1-1710 (569 amino acids)
Biological process (GO): proteolysis
Molecular function (GO): cysteine-type peptidase activity
Source: RefSeq, a predicted model, not a curated record
AUGGAAUCACUUGUCAUUCCUGGAAGUGAACCUCCCACCGAAGCUACUACAUCAGCUGCCAAGGCCAAAUUAAUGGGACCUCAAGAACUCCUCGAAUUUGAGGACUUUUCAACAAAACCACCCGAAGAAUUGUUAAGAAGAUCCGGUCGUAUUGCUAAUACAUCUUCUCCACCUCCUACCAAAAAAUGGAAGACUACCCCUAGUAAGAAAUCCAUUCCAGCAGAAAUGGCUAACAAAGACAAAGAUGUCAUACCACCAAAGCUAUCAAAAAUGCCUGUUUCCACUACUUUGCCCAUGGUUGACCGAAAGUUGAAGCGACUAGUGAAUAAAAUCGAUUCAAAUCAUAGUGAUCUCUUGAAAGCUAUUGAGAAUAUAGUGCACCACAUGACUGGCACAUCAUUUUCAAUUCAAAAAGAUGAUUUUGGUCAACCAUUACAUGUGGUGGAAGAACAACAAGCACCUAUUGUAUUGGAGGAGUACAAUGAUCCAAAUAAAUCUGAUUUCCCCACAGAACAUGACCAAUCUUAUGGCCAUAAAGAUAUUCAGGCAGCAGAACCAUCCAAGAUAAUACAAGACAUGGAUGAUGUAUCAGAAUAUCACAUGGUAUCAGAUACUGCAGAAUCUCUUGAACAACAUGUUGCUAAUGAUACAUUAAAGGAUAAUGCAUCAGAAAAAUCAAAUUAUGCCAUGAAAGAUGCAAGAGAGGUUGUUGAUAAUACUGAUCAAGUUGAAGAACAUGUUGAGCAGAUUGAUAAAGACAAAAUCAACCCUGAUUUAUUGGAUUCCACAACUUUAACUUCGAUAUCGUUUGAAACUCGAGAGGUGGUAGAUUCUCUAAUAUACGGACUUUCAUUAUCGGCUACGCUAUUGACUUCCAUUAGUCAUGAACAAGCAGUUCAGGCUGAAUGUCUACUACGUGAUAGCCAGCUGUCUACCACUCUUCCAUCCAAACCCAAUGUGUUGCAAGAUGAUGUGAAGACACCUCUUUCACGAAGUAGGAUGCCUUCUAAGAUGUUACAAUCACCGUACCUAACAAAUUUUGGGUUGAGUAAAAAGGUGGCAUUUUCUCAAGAUAAGAACUGGUUCUACCUCAUGUCAAAGCCGAAUAGAUGCUGCAAUGAUGAGCAUUUCGAUGUAAUAUUUUACUACCUUCGGAAGAAGUCCAAGAUGCAGUUGGUCAAUCAGUAUAGACACACAACAACAAAUUAUAUCUUCAAAGUUUACAUCAAAUCUGCACAGACACGAUACUAUCACAUUCCACCUGAUAUUUUUACCCAAAAAGAUAUGACACGGGCCUUUGUUGUAGCUCAUCACGAGAGAUCUGUGAAGAACAUAAUAAGAGGUUUCUCAAUCCCCACCGAUUUGAUAUGGCAUUUGGUAGAUGAGGUAUACAUUUUGUUAAACUAUGAUAGGGAUUCUCAUUGGAUUUUGACAGUAGUUGUGUUGAAACAGAGGUUGAUACGCGUUUAUGAUUCAUCCUCUGGAAUAAGAAGUAGAAACCCUUCCCUAGAAAUUGAAAAGAUAGUAGUAAUGCUACCUACAUACUUUCACGGUAGUGAUUUUUUGAGAAGAAUGAACGUACUGAUUGGUCAUCACUUGAUUCAUACAAGGACAAAUCAACCGAUGACAUGCUUGAAGCACAUUACCCUUUUGAAGUUGAAUAUAUUGAAGGCAUUGUGCAAUAAAAAAGCGAUAGCUUAUGAGUAUUAA